CGCUCAUUCAAGUCGUCAUAACGCUUCAUACGCCUCGUACUGGUCUCGAGACUUGGUCUGCUUUCGUUGGAGCGACCUCUCCGCUUUCUUUUGUUCUCAUCUGAAAACUCUGACAAAUUUGAUCAUCAAUCUGAGCAAAUUCUGAGCAAUUCUGAGUUUGCGGAUUUUUUGUUUUUUUCAUUUUGCGAUGACCGCCUACACAACUACGAGUGCUGCUACGGCUGCUGCUGCUGCUACGGCUGCUGCUGCUGUGGUUGUGCUUGUCGCAGCACUCGCAUGCCCUGGCUUGGCGCAGCAGAGCAUUGUUGCGGGCGUCCCGGUGCUCAGCGCGCUCAACUCGACGGCAGGACCGCAGCGAUUUGUGCUGUGGUACAGCGGUGCAGACAACGUCGCAUACCGCGUCUCGGCCUCGUUCAGCAAUCUGGCCACGCUGAGCUACACACGAGAUAGCACGACGGUGUGCUGCGAUGGCGUCCAAGGAUUUGCUCAGCCGUCUGUCGGGUGGACGUGUCCGUACAACCCGUCACCCGCCGCCGCCGCAAGACCCGCAUACGAGGUGAUAACCAUUGCGGCAGUCGCAGGCUCGAGUGGUGCAAGCAGCGUGGUCAACUAUGCCCUGGUUGUCCAGGAGCUCACAAUCGCCAAUCUCAAGUUGCCAAACGGAAUCCGCGUUGCCGGCAUUCUCGACCCGUACCAGAGCCAGACCUAUGUCAUCUAUCCCGGUAGCGAUACAUUCAUGUUGUCGUUGCAAGUUGCCGUGCCAAACUCGGGUCUGCGGCUGUUUGUGGGCAUAAACGCAUGCCCCAGUCGUUCCCAGAAUCCGUUGGUCACUUUGACAUCGGCAACGACCGUCACGCGCGUUCUCUCCUAUGCGCUGUCGAGUGCCGACCCCGUGUACUUGACGGUAGCACUGCCACGUCCAGCGUCUGCGUCGACUUCCAGCUCUGUCGCUCACUAUUCGAUUGGCUAUUGCUCCGAGAUGCCCUGCGUCAUUCUCGACCGAGGCGACUGCCCUGCAGGCUGCUCCGGGCACGGCCAGUGCAUCAGUGACAACACUGGCUUUGAUUCUUGCGUUUGCAAUCCGCCAUGGACAGGCGCCGAGGAUUGCUCCAUUCCAAUAGUGGCUUGUGCGUCGGAUUGCUAUGGGCGCCGGGAAUGCGUUCAAGGCGCAUGCGUUUGUCAAAAGGGCUAUGCCGGUGCCAACUGCGACCCUAUCACCUCCUGCUUGCGCACAGACAAGUGCACGUCACACGGCGUGUGCAUUGGCAUGACAUGUCAUUGCGAUGAUUUUCAUGAAGGCGAGGACUGCUCGCAAAAACGGCUCUUUAUUGGAUACUCGUCGUCCUCCGAUUCCAUUUCUGGAACAGUUCUCGGGCUCAGCUGCGCUGGACUGAUUGUGCUUUUGACAAUCGUAGCCUUUGUCAUGCUGGCAAAUUCGAUUCACAUUCGCCGUAUCGAUGCAAGAGCCACUCGCGUCGUGCUCGAGCCUGGUGCUCCUCCUCCUCCGCGGCGGACGCGGCCGACGACUCGAGAGCCAAUGAGUUCGGAAGCGGCAGAUGCCGCUGCCGGCGCUGCGCUAUCUGGAAUUAUACCGAACGCCACUGCCUUGUUGCAGCAUUGGCGAAGCUUAUUUGGAGACGCACCGCCACGAGCGGGCUACUCGGUGCAGUUGGACGACCUCGAGCAACCGCCAGAGUACACACCCACUAUCGCGCACCCGACGACUUCCGCCGACUCAUCACCAACAGUUCCGAGACCACUGCCUCGAGCGACAAGCGUUGAUGGUACACACGCACCUGCUGCUCCAGUUUCAUCCACCCAUUCGUACCCACCUGCAGUCGCUGCUCGCCCUUCCAUGCUCGAUGCCGUCCAUGCCGCGCAGCAACUUGCCCAUCGUCUUGCAUCAUCAUCUGGAAACUCUGGCGCGAGCUUGUCGCCGGAUAUCUCAUUGAUCGAUUUAAUGCACUCGGAAGGCAGCGAACGUGAAUUGACAUUGCGGGAGCUGCCUCCUUCCUACGACGACUCGAUAGGGGCGGGGUCGCCACCCUAGCACCGAGUGUGGCAAUCAACUGUACAGAUACUUGUCGUUUCGGCGCUUUAUGUUCGUCAUCUAAAGGAGAAAUGCGCGACUUUGUAAAAGAUGCUUUGUGUUCGCAUGGAUACGAGAAAUGCAGAGCCACGAUGCUUUAAAUUCAAUACAACAAUUGUAGUUUGGCA
Capsaspora owczarzaki ATCC 30864 is the source of this 2217-nucleotide messenger RNA. RefSeq lists its product as hypothetical. The coding region runs from base 188 to 2050 and encodes 620 amino acids. The record is from RefSeq and is a predicted model, not a curated record. The transcript has 4 exons. Gene Ontology annotation, molecular function: methyltransferase activity; nucleic acid binding. Lineage: Eukaryota; Filasterea; Ministeriida; Capsasporidae. Gene Ontology annotation, biological process: methylation.